AUGACCAUAUCCUACAGUCUGAAGGUGUCCGAGGCUAGGUUAGGGGGUUUCCCCAAACUGCUGCUGCGCUGGAAGGCGAGCAUCUACAAGCUCCUGUACAAGGAGAUGGCGAUAUUCGUGUCCCUGUACAGCCUGCUGAGCGGCGUGUACCGGUUCGCUCUGACGGAACACCAGAAGAGAACGUUUGAGAAGAUCACGCUGUACUGCCACCAGUACUCUGACCUGAUUCCUGUGUCGUUCGUGCUCGGGUUUUACGUGUCCAUCAUCUACACGCGGUGGUGGCAGCAGUACAUGAACCUGCCGUGGCCGGACCGUGUGUCUGCCCUGAUCGGCUGUGCGGUGCACGGGAGGGACGAGCGGGGACGGCUCAUCAGGAGGACCAUGGUCCGCUACCUCAACCUGUCCUCCGUCCUCAUCCUGCGCAGUGUCAGCACAGUGGUCUACAAGCGGUUUCCUACCAUGAACCAUGUGGUGGACGCAGGUUUCAUGUCCACGGCAGAGCUGAAGGAGUACGAGAACGUGGACUCUCACCACAGCAAGUUCUGGGUGCCGCUCAACUGGUUCUGUAACCUAGCAACCGUGGCGCGUCAGGAGGGCCGCAUCAGGGACGACUUCACCUUCCAGCAGCUCAUAGAGGAGGAGAACAAGAUGCGGCAUUGCCUGGGGAUGCUGUACAGCUAUGACUGGAUCAGCGUGCCACUAGUCUACACACAGGUAGUAACUGUUGCCGUCUACACGUUCUUCCUGUCGUGUUUGAUGGGUCGGCAGUACCUGGACCCGGCGCAAGGGUACGAGUCACAUGAGGUGGACCUGUACGUUCCGGCCUUCACCAUACUGCAGAUGUUCUUCUAUAUGGGAUGGCUCAAGGUCGCCGAGCAGCUGAUCAACCCGUUCGGCCAGGACGAUGACGACUUCGAGGGGAACUGGUGCAUCGACAGGAACCUACAGAUCUCGUACCUGGCUGUUGAUGACAUGUACCUGUCCCACCCACCCCUGGAGAAGGAUAUCUACUGGAACCAGCCAGACCCAGACCUACCUUACACACAGGCAGCUCUCAGCAGCAGAACUACGUCUUUCCUGGGAUCUACCUUCGAACUCAGACUGAACAAAGACGACAUGCAGUUUAAGCGAAUGCCUCCCCUGGAGGAGUGUCCGCGCUCCGGCAACUCCAUCAAGCGGCGCUCCGCCAACUUCACUCGAGCCUUCAUCGACAGCAUCCUGUCCCGCAGCGGGUCCACCGUGUCGCUCAAGAGCUCGGUGGCGGGCACCCCGACCACCCUGUCCGCCAACAACACGCUGAAGAAGACGUUCUCACCCCGCAAGCACGCCCACACCGUCGACAGCUACACGGAGCUGCGCGCGCUGGGUAUCAUGCACAAGACGGACUCACAGGAGUCCCUGGUGUCGCCAGGGGAGAGUGGGGAGGGGGGCGACAGCCGGUCGCCAUCGGGAAGAGACAGCCAUUUUUCCAUCCCUAUUACUCCCAGAUCGAGCCAAGACGUCGCCAAAGACGAGGCCAGUGAUACGGUACCGCUGAAAACGCCUGGAGCCUCCGCCGUGGAGCAUCUGACGGUCCCCCAGCCUCUCCGGCAGCUCAGGAGGAUGUCAAAGUCCGUCUCGCACCUGGUGGAGCCGCCGCGCUACCCGACUGAGGCCAGACACGGCUACAGGCGCUCCAGCGAUAACAUCGCCUCCAUGGCCAACACGGCACAGUUCAGGGGCGCCACCACGUCUUCGGACUACUUCUCCAACGACAAGAUCUCGGCGACUGCGAAAGAUGCAGUCUUCCAUCCGGCGGUCCCCCACGAGAAGGCUGCCGGGAGGCUAGCCGGUAGACUGACUGCCGUGAGCAGUCCACUCGCGGAAGGGAAGCCCGAAACGGCCCGGUUACCACCGUACAGGGCCAGGAAACCGUCGGGCCCGACCUCCACCCGCCCCAAGGGUGUGAAGUGGUUUGUGUACGAGGGAGACAGCGACGCGGGGCAGCUGAGUAGCAGCGACAGCGGACACGGGUCGGUGAAGAGUUUACGAGACCUGUGUCUGCAGAUUGAGCCCCCACCGGGUAGGGAGGACGGGACGGACGGGCGGACUGCACCCCCACCGGUCAAGGGGGACGGAAUGGACGCGCGGAAUGCGACUGUGAAGACGAACGUUUUGAGUAAAGAGGCGAAGGGUGCGGAGAACCCGAAGGUCGAGAUCCACCUCCCAAGACUAACGUCUGUGACGGCAAUGGCACCCUUGACACAAUAUACUGGGAAAAAGUGGUUUGGUGUAGGAUCGAACGGCAAGCUGUAUGAGAGGUAUCAGAAUAACAACGGCAACUGGUACUGGGUGGACCACGGAAAACCAACGAAUGAUUUCUAUAACGAAGAGCCAUGUGUACUGGAGGACAAUGUCAAGCUCUUCGUCACGUCGUACAAUGGUUACCUGUAUGAAUGGCCUGGAGCUAUCAACCACGGAGGACCUUUCUAUUCCGGUUGUUCCAGUGUGAAGAAGUCGGGACUAAAGGCUAGGACCUUCGUGCGACACACGAACGGAAGACUGUAUGAGCGGUUCUGGGAAUGGGGUACCGGAUGGACCUUGCGAUAUCACGGCAGGCCUUUCUCAGCGACCUAUGUGGACACUAUAAAAACAACCAGCUACGUAGCAACGACAUCCGGUUACAGCAAUGUGUUCGUGGUGGCGACGAAUGGAAAUAUGUACCGACGGUGGACACAUCAGAAUGGAGGCAGCACCUGGUUCAACCUGGGCAAGCCUGCGGGAAAAGUCAUUCGGAGCAUUCACGCAACAAGAUUCGGACACUGGUGGGCCAUCACUACGGACGGGUCUGUUUGCAGGUAUCAGGGCGGCUGGCCGUGUUUCUCCCUGGCCAACAGAAGGAUCCUGGACUGCUCGGACCCGUUUUACGUCGGUAGUGGAAAGAGAUCCAUGUUCUGCCUCACCGUGAGCGAAGUGACAGUGACAGUGCCAGAAGCUGGAUACGGGCUCUACCAGCUAACUGUGGGCUGGGGGUCAUCCACUGGGACAUGGGUGAACCGUAAUUUGCCGUCCGUCCUGCACACCUUCGUCGACAGACCGAAUGUAGCGUUCACCUCGUCCCCUAAUUGGCCGGUCAUUCAGACCCCCAAGAGCGUCUUCGUGUCCUCUACCAAUGGCGUAUACGAACUGCGCUUCUAG
This is a messenger RNA of Branchiostoma floridae (Florida lancelet), 3177 nucleotides long. RefSeq lists its product as uncharacterized. The record is from RefSeq and is a predicted model, not a curated record. Gene Ontology annotation, molecular function: chloride channel activity. Bases 1 to 3177 code for a protein of 1058 amino acids. The transcript has 14 exons. Lineage: Eukaryota; Metazoa; Chordata; Leptocardii; Amphioxiformes; Branchiostomatidae.